GUCUGAAGGGGACAACCGGAUUUGGAUAUGGAGCUGGGCUAAUGAUGAUCAUGGCGGCCUGAGGAGCUAGGCGAGCAAUGUUUCUUUCGUUGUUGUGGGAUUCUGUUGCCUUUAAUAGGGAGGCCGAGCAGGACAUGUGGCCGAUUCAUGGAACACAAAUGCCGCUCUUCUCAUCUUAUCGCCUUUCGUCGUCCUCGUCCCAGGCCAAGGCCUGCGUCGUGUAUGGUCCGUGCACCCACCAGCUCGUUGCUCCGAAUUCUGUCUGAUCUUUCAUCACGGACGGACGUCGGAUGGGAGCUCGCCUCGUGCCAUGUCUUCGGGAUGCGCGAGAGCUUGUUAUCCACUCUAGUUCUGUCCUCUUCUUGUCCUCGGGUCGUUCGUCGUAGCCGAGGCGGAGUGGAGAGGACUUCAGUCGAGAAGUGUGCACAUUUGGAGUCUGGUUCAGCACAGGAUUACUUUGAUUCGUCGAAGAUCGAACGAAAGCUUGGGUUAUAGCGAGGGUGUUGGCUGCAAGCGGGCAUGGCGGUUUGUGCUGGGGCAUUGUGCCCCGCUUUAGUUUCUGAUGUUCGAGCUGGAACAGCUAGCGCUGCCGCAGCAGGAAUGCGGGCGGAUUUGACGAGUGCGUCGUGCAGUUCUGAUCUCUCCUCGUCGUCCGCCUUCCUCCCCCGCAGGUUUUGUUGGCAGCUGUUCGCCGGAACGAGUGGGCGAAGAAGAGCGCGUAGCAGAAAGAAUGGACCGUUUGCUUUUCAAUCGAGGGCGUCGAUGGGUUCUGGAGUUGCGCAGAGACCAUACACUGCUCUGAUGAUCGUUCCCACAGGAACUGGAGCCAGCAUUGGAGGAUUUGCAGGCGAUGCUCUACCAGUUGCGCGUGCCAUGGCUUCUGUGGCCGAUUGUGUUAUCACGCAUCCGAAUGUGCUUAAUGGCGCUAUGCUCUACUGGCCUAUACCCAACGCACUAUAUGUGGAAGGCUAUGCUCUUGACCAAUUUGCAGAAGGAGCUUGGGGUCUCCAACCUGUGCACCAAAAUCGAAUAGGUCUGGUUCUCGACGUUGGGAUUGAAGAGGAAUUGAGGUUGCGACACCUGCAAGUUGCUGACGCCACAUGCGCAACUUUGGGUCUACCCAUUCUAGAGUACACCAUCACAGAUACGCCUCUUCAGGUUGAGAAAUGGUUGGACGAAGAGUCGGGCGCUUCUACAGGUCGGCUCGGUCGGCCAGAUUCUUUGAUGAGAGCCGUUCGACAUCUGGUGGAAAAUUGUGGGGUCGAUGCCGUGGCAGUGGUCGCCCGUUUCCCGGACGAUAGCUGCGAAGAAUUGGUGGACUAUCGCCAAGGACAGGGAGUUGAUGUGUUAGCCGGAGUCGAAGCGAUCAUAAGUCAUAUGGUCGUCAAAGAAUUUAGAAUUCCGUGUGCUCAUGCACCUGCGUUGGCUCCUUUGCCCUUCGAUCACACGAUAUCUCCCCGAUCUGCUGCUGAAGAGAUUGGUUUCACUUUCUUGCCCUGUGUACUGGCCGGUUUGAGUCGUGCACCUCAGUAUGUAACGAAAGUGGAACACCUUACACAAUCAAGGAAUGGCACGUUAUGGACAGCAGAUGUUGACAGUGUCGUCGUUCCUGUGAACGCCUGCGGUGGUGAUGGCACUCUUGCAUUUGCACGAAAAGUAGGACGAAAGCCAUUGAUUAUUGCAGUUGAGGAGAAUGAAACCGUCUUGAAUGAUACCCCUGAAUCUCUUGGAAUAGAAGCGGUGAGGGUGGCAAAUUACUGGGAAGCUCUGGGAGUGAUGGCAGCACACAAAGCUGGUGUUCAUCCGAAAUCGUUGAGACGGGAUGGAGUUGUUCAUCUGAGGAGAUCCUACGACUUCACGAAGACGCCUUUAGAAAGUUCUGUGUCAUAUGACGAAAGUUUGUUGGUUCCGGUUGGAGUUCAAAGUUAAUACAAGAUUUUGCGUAUAAGUUGUGGUCUGACUCUCCCUUCUUGAUGAGGUUUCCAACAUGUCUAUAAUUUCCAAGUAUAUUCUAAAGCACUUCUUAGUGGUCUAAG
Molecule: messenger RNA, 2036 nt
Organism: Marchantia polymorpha subsp. ruderalis
Lineage: Eukaryota; Viridiplantae; Streptophyta; Marchantiopsida; Marchantiales; Marchantiaceae
Source: the annotation of a GenBank genome assembly